Periconia digitata is the source of this 1137-nucleotide messenger RNA. The record is from the annotation of a GenBank genome assembly. NCBI's taxonomy places the organism in Eukaryota, Fungi, Ascomycota, Dothideomycetes, Pleosporales, Periconiaceae.
UCAAUAGCUAACGGAUUGGGAACAGUUACCGACUCAAUGUCUUCGGGUUCCCCGGUGCCAGAGGCGCGCCUGAGAAUGCGGGAUUCCACGACGCGAGGAUGGUGUAAGUCCAACGAUGAUCCUUCCCUCCACCCAGCUCCCGAAACAACAGCUAACCACGAGCACAGCGUCGAAUGGGCGAAAGCGAACGCGGCCAGUUUCGGGUAAGAUGGUUCUUUUUGAACAGACGGUCCCCGUCUCACCGCCACGACUAACAACCCACAAAAAAGAGGUGACCCAGAGCGCAUCGUGAUAUGGGGACAAUCAGCCGGCGCCGGCCUCGUCGGCGCAUACCUCUACGCCAACGGCGAAGACCCCAUCAUCAGCGGCGCAAUCGCAAUGUCCGGCGCCGCCAACGCCGGCGCACAAGGAGCUACAAACGCCUUCUCGCAGCUCGCGAGCGCAGUCGACUGCGGCGGUCUCGACGCCGACGAAGAAUUAUCCUGCGUUCAAAACGUCCCCGCGCUGCGGAUCCAAGAUAUUGUGCAAUCCAGCACCCUCCCCGGGACUAACACUUCAGUGCCUAGGUUCGGCGCCGUGGUGGAUAAUGUGACCGUGUUUGCCAACAACACGGAGAGGUUGGAGAAGAACCUCACAGCGAACGUGCCAUUGAUAACCGGAUACACGACGAACGAAAACGCGGCGUUUGGAGGAUACACGGGGAAGAACCAGACGGCGCCUCCGCCCGUCAUGGGCGGGCCUGGCUUCAGUCUUGGCUGCUCCGUGAAGUCGGAAAUCGAAACCCGUCUACACUACAACCUCCCUACAUACCGCUACCUCUUCGCGGGAAACUUCUCAAACAUCACUCCAAGAUACUGGCUCGGCGCCAUGCACAGCUCCGACCUCCCAAUCGUCUUCGGAACCCACAACCAAUUCCGCGGAAACUCGACCGACCUCGAAUGGGCGACUAGCUACGCUAUGCAAGAUUUCUGGGGAAGUUUCGUAGUCAACGCAAUGAUGGAUCCAACGGAUAGCAAGGGCGUUGAAUGGCCCCAAUACGCUGAGACGGGGGAUACGAUGGUUGUGUUUGGUGGGAAUGGGUCGGAGGCGGUGCGGUUGAGGCCCGGGACGUAUGCGGAUGGGUUUGCGGAGUGUUGA